AACCAGUUCUCCCUCAGUGACAUGUUUCUCUCAUUGUUCUUUUCAGUGUCAUUACUCUGUUGCCAAAGCAGCAGCUUUCCUGGGAAUUGGCACCAACAAUGUUUAUGUGAUCCCGUCAGAUAAGAGAGGGAAGAUGAUUCCAGCAGAGUUUGAGAAGCAAGUACAGAGAGCCAAAGAUGAGGGAGCGUUGCCCUUCAUGGUGAACGCCACAGCAGGGACCACCGUACUAGGGGCCUUCGACCCGCUGGAGGAGAUAGCUGACAUCUGUGAACGACACAAUCUAUGGAUGCAUGUAGAUGCAUGUUGGGGAGGAGGAGCCCUGGUGUCUAAGAAACACAGAUACCUGCUACAGGGCAUUCACAGAGCCAACUCAGUAGCAUGGAAUCCUCACAAGAUGCUGAUGGCUGGUCUACAGUGCUGUGCAUUCAUGGUUCGGGACAAAACGGUACGCUAAACACGGCCUCCUCUU
Messenger RNA from Salvelinus fontinalis (brook trout), 469 nucleotides. RefSeq names its product acidic amino acid decarboxylase GADL1-like. Gene Ontology annotation, cellular component: cytoplasm. Lineage: Eukaryota; Metazoa; Chordata; Actinopteri; Salmoniformes; Salmonidae. The record is from RefSeq and is a predicted model, not a curated record. The coding region runs from base 134 to 454 and encodes 106 amino acids. Gene Ontology annotation, molecular function: pyridoxal phosphate binding; carboxy-lyase activity. The transcript has 5 exons. Gene Ontology annotation, biological process: carboxylic acid metabolic process.